Drosophila miranda is the source of this 2217-nucleotide messenger RNA. Its product is annotated as fork head domain-containing protein FD3. Gene Ontology annotation, molecular function: RNA polymerase II cis-regulatory region sequence-specific DNA binding; DNA-binding transcription factor activity, RNA polymerase II-specific. The record is from RefSeq and is a predicted model, not a curated record. NCBI's taxonomy places the organism in Eukaryota, Metazoa, Arthropoda, Insecta, Diptera, Drosophilidae. Bases 489 to 1862 code for a protein of 457 amino acids. Gene Ontology annotation, biological process: regulation of transcription by RNA polymerase II; cell differentiation; anatomical structure morphogenesis. The transcript is spliced from 2 exons.
AUGGAAGCGUUAAAGGAAGCGACAGCGGUUUUCCAUAAAAUAAAUGUUUGAGUUAUGUAGAAAAACAUUUUGGGCGAGAGGAUUUUCGUUUUCGUUGCGAUUCAGUUAACAUUUGGCAACCGGAUUCCGCCUCAGACAGACACGACGACCGGACCCGUGUAUCCAUCUCCCUCGAGCUUCGAGCCUUCAAAUCUUUGUUUCCCCAAGCGUCAUGUAAAGUUAUCAGUAAGCCCCGACGGAAACGGAAACGGAUACGAAACGAAACGAAACAGUGUGCGAGUUGCUAGUGUAGUGACAUGGCCUAUUGGAAAUCGAAUUCAAACUCAAUUCUAACUCCAGUUCAAACUCAAACUCAAACGCAAAGUGAAUCUAGUGAAUAAGCAAAAUCGAGCACAGUUCCUGAGUAAACAUCAAAGCGAAAGUGUUGCGUCCUCUACCACAUAAGAACCAAGAAUAGAAUCCAUCUAGAAUCUAGACAUACGAUUAUCAUGCACACCAGCACGGAUCCCAUGCACACUCUGCACGACAGCGUCUCUCUGUCGCCGCCGUUGCACAAGAGUCAGCGGAGUGGCGGCGGCAGUGCUUCCUCGCGAUCCGCCGCCGCUGUGGAUGCCAUGUCCAUAGCAUCUGACGAUAGCGAGGAGCCGUCGGGCAUUGGUGGUAGCGGCGGAGAUGUCUGCGGCAACACAGGCGGUCCAUUGGUGAAGCCACCGUACUCCUACAUAGCCCUGAUCACCAUGGCCAUUCUCCAGUCGCCGCACAAGAAGCUGACUCUCAGCGGGAUCUGUGACUUUAUCAUGUCGCGCUUUCCCUACUACAAGGACAAGUUUCCCGCUUGUCAGAUCUCCAUUCGGCACAACCUCAGUCUGAACGACUGCUUCAUCAAGGUACCGCGCGAGCCGGGCAACCCGGGCAAGGGCAAUUUCUGGACACUGGACCCGCUGGCCGAGGACAUGUUCGACAAUGGAAGCUUCCUGCGACGGCGGAAGCGGUACAAGCGGGCCCCCACAAUGCAACGAUUCUCCUUUCCAGCGGUGUUCGGCACCCUGUCCCCCUUCUGGAUACGCAAGCCUGUGCCCCUGGUCCCCGUGCACUUCAAUGUGUUAAACUUCAACGGGAGCAGCCGAGACUUUGACGUGAUGCACUCCCCCGCGGAUGUUUUCGACACGGCGCUGCGGGCCGACAAGAAGUUCAACUUUUUCGCCAACGCCGAGGCAUCCCUUUACCAGAACAGCCAGAGUGGCGGCGACAAGUUCGAUCGCCUCUCCUUCAUAAAUCGCGCACGUGCUGUGGAAGCAGCGGAUGCCGGUGCCGUGGAUGCUCUGCCCCACAGCAGUGGCGGAGCUGGUAGUAGAGCCAGCAAGUACAAAAGUCCCUACCCCUUUGAUGUGGCGACUAUGGCCAGCGCCGCCGCUGGAAUUCCCGGUCAUGGCGAGUACGGUGAGCGGAUCAGUGCUCCGGCCGGUGGUGGCUACAUGGAUCUCAAUGUGAACAACGACGAUGCGGAGGCUGAUGCAGAGACCGAGGCGGAGGCAGAGGCGGACGACGAUUCAUGCGAGGACAAGAUCGAUGUGGAGAGCGCCAACGAGAACGAUCAGGAGGACUCGCACAUAUCGGACUCCGUUGACAGUGCGUGCACGAAACGUCUGGACGUGCCAGCGGAUGUGCUGCUUUUCGAGCAUGCCGAGGUCUCCAGAAGCCCUAUAGUGCAGGCUCUAACGUCCAGUCCGAGGAGCCGCUACGACGGAGAGCCAGCGAACCUGCGGUCUAUCAAGCAGAGCCAUGCCAAGGACUUCCGCAUCGAGACGCUCAUCGGCCACCAGCACCGUCGCACGGUCAGUCACGACGAGGCGAGUGACUAGGCCCUAGCCCUAGCACCUAGCCAGGUCCGACAGCCAGUAGUGAUCAGUAUCUGUAGGAGUAGUAGAAUGCCAGAGCACAAGAUUUUAAUGCGACCAAAUCAACGCUAUAGUUGCGAGUCCACUUACAUGUAUAUCGGAAUAUAUAUAACUGUGUAAAUCUGAUCCAUUGCACAUCUAUAGCAUACUUUUAAAGUGAAUUCUAGAGGUACAUACAUACAUAGUACGUAUCUAUACAUAGUACUUGUGUAGUACUUUAUGGGUGCGUGUAACAAAAAGAGAAAUACUAUUAAAUAUUAAUUAGACUCUAAGAUCUUUGCUGAUGUUAUUGAAAAUUUAAUAAACCACUACAUACUAA